Saccoglossus kowalevskii is the source of this 1137-nucleotide messenger RNA. RefSeq names its product sphingosine-1-phosphate phosphatase 2-like. NCBI's taxonomy places the organism in Eukaryota, Metazoa, Hemichordata, Enteropneusta, Harrimaniidae. Gene Ontology annotation, biological process: sphingosine metabolic process. The record is from RefSeq and is a predicted model, not a curated record. Gene Ontology annotation, cellular component: endoplasmic reticulum membrane. Gene Ontology annotation, molecular function: sphingosine-1-phosphate phosphatase activity.
UUAAAAUAAGAUGGCUACCCCAAUACGUCAGUGAAUAUUGAGAGAGCCCGAGGCCGGUACCGGUUUUACCAUAUCGCUGUUUCCCAGUGCUGCUACAAAAUGAGUUUUCUAACAAGUGACGAAGCUGUUGUAGCUUUUCAGAAAUAUUUCGGUGUGGUUUCGAUCGGCAAUUCUGCGAGUGAGAAGCACUGCAAUGAUACAUCUCGCCACAGCGAGAACAAUGGACUCGAUGCAAAUCGUGUUACAUCGCCCGGGCACACUUACCGGCUUCGAAACAGAGUAAUACCACUGCAACAACAAAAAGACUCGGCCAGCCAAAAGAUUGAGACGGAACAAGCUCAUACCAACGGAAUAAUUCUGGAUUACGAAAUUAGAUCAUAUUUCUGGUUUUAUUUAUUCACUUUCGGGGCAGCUCUGGCCAAUGAAGUAUUCUUCAUGAUAUUUCUACCGCUCUGCUGCUGGAACGUAACCAUGCUGCUACCCAGGCGAAUCGUAUACACAUGGAUGAUUUUGUUCUAUCUUGGCCAAGGAUCUAAAGAUGUCGUGAAGAUUCCUCGUCCAACUUCCCCACCGGUGAUUCGAUUGGAUACAACCCAAGUGUACAUGAAGGAAUAUGGUAUGCCGUCAACUCACGCCAUGCUGGGGAUAGGGUUAAUUGGAACUAUUAUGUACACCUUUGUAGAACAAUAUGAGUUUCCUGUCAUACCAGCGUUGGUUAUAUGUUUCCUAUGGGUUGCAUUGGUGUGUGCAAGCAGACUCUACCUUGGAAUGCACAAUGUCAUGGACAUUGUAAUUGGUCUGAUAUUUGCGGCUGUACUAAUGGCGAUAUAUGUACCAUUUUUUGAUGUACUAGAUGACUACUUUGCAUUUCACCCCAAUGUAGUAUGGAACGUGCUGUUGUUACCAUCUUUACAACUCUCGUUUAUCCCGACAUCACCGAAAUGAAUGCAUCGCGCGAGUUGACUACUACCUGUUGUGGUACAUCUGCAGGCUUUCUUAUUGGAGCAUGGUGUCGGCUUCAGUAUGGUAUUCAUCCCCUUGAUCCAGUAACGCCACCCCCAUACGCUAUUCCACCUCUAGAGCUGUCUUGGUUUCUACAAGCUACUGUCCGAACUGCUGUUGGUCUGGUUCUACUAU